GGAUUUUUGGAGACGGCAUAGGAGGAAGGUUUUCAUAACUGUUGGUGUUUUGGGAAGUGGGUAUCUUUUGUAUAAGCUUUAUGGUGCCCACAGGCAUGGGGUUCAGGAACUUGAAAGAGAACUCGCAGUUCAGAAGGAAACUGAGGAGCUUAUGAAGGCUCAGAUGCAAGCUCAUUUUGAGAAUAUUCAGAGGAUUUCUGAUGUAACGUUGCCUCAUGCUAUGCAUGACUUAAGUUGUCGGAUCACAGAAGAGUUGGAUCUUUCUCACCUUCUUGAAAGGCUAAUACAAGGAAAGGGUCAGCCAAACAGCUUAACACAAUCAGAGAAACUAGAUUUGUGGAGUAGACUCAAAAUUCUAAGUUUUACAAGAAUGACAUUGUCAGUGUGGGCUACAACAAUGAUUAGCUUAUAUACAAAAGUUCAAGUCAAUAUAUUAGGAAGACAUCUAUACAUUGAUACAGCACGAAGCCUUGGAAUCUCUGAUUCAUUGGAAAGUGUAGAUGUGGUUGAUAGGGAAGAUCAGAAGAAAUUUCUAGAUAGUGUUGAUUUUCUCUCUCAGCAUGGUAUGCCUGCCUUGAUUUCUGAUAUGGAGGCUGCAGCAAAAGAAGUUCUCAAAGGAAAGCAGUUGAGUACUUUCUUCAACAGCACAACGCUUCAUGAAACUGUCAUGCAGAUACUCAACACCUUCAUGAGCAUGGGGAGUCCAAAUUACUGGAUAAAGUAUAUGAUACCUGAACUUGAUAAACCGUAUUCCUCAAAUUCUAGAAGUGAUGAUCCAGUACCAUCUGACGUGACUGAGUAUGAUCAACUUAUGAUGGAAGCACGGGCAGUAUUAUCAAGUGGUGAAUUUGAAAGGGUUGUGGAGAUAUCUCUGCAAGCAGUGGUGGAUACAGUGGUGGAGCUGAUGGGGGAUAAAUUUAGUGGAGGAAGUAUAACUGCGGGCCUGCCACUGGCCAGAGUGUUGCCUCAGGUUGCACAGAUGUGUCCUUUGGUCCUUGAAGAACCCAACAAAAAUCAGUUCAUCCAAAUCAUUAAAAAUAUACAGGAGGUUGAACUUUUUUUCACACUCCUCUAUGCAAAUAUGCCACAUGCCUAG
Messenger RNA from Sphenostylis stenocarpa, 1096 nucleotides. The record is from the annotation of a GenBank genome assembly. NCBI's taxonomy places the organism in Eukaryota, Viridiplantae, Streptophyta, Magnoliopsida, Fabales, Fabaceae.